Messenger RNA from Talaromyces marneffei, 672 nucleotides. RefSeq lists its product as uncharacterized. Gene Ontology annotation, molecular function: structural constituent of ribosome. The record is from RefSeq and is a predicted model, not a curated record. The transcript is spliced from 3 exons. The coding region runs from base 1 to 672 and encodes 223 amino acids. Gene Ontology annotation, cellular component: cytosolic large ribosomal subunit; ribosome. NCBI's taxonomy places the organism in Eukaryota, Fungi, Ascomycota, Eurotiomycetes, Eurotiales, Trichocomaceae. Gene Ontology annotation, biological process: translation; ribosomal large subunit assembly.
AUGGCCCGUCGUCCUGCCCGUUGCUACCGCUACUGCAAGAACAAGCCCUAUCCCAAGUCCCGUUUCAACCGUGGUGUCCCUGACCCAAAGAUCCGUAUCUUCGAUCUUGGACGUAAGAAGGCCAAUGUCGACGACUUCCCUACCUGCGUGCACAUGGUCUCCAACGAGUACGAACAGUUGUCCUCUGAGGCUCUCGAAGCCGCCCGUAUUUGCGCCAACAAGUACCUCGUCAAGUCCGCUGGAAAGGAAGGUUUCCACCUCCGUGUCCGUGCUCACCCCUUCCACGUCGUCCGUAUCAACAAGAUGUUGUCGUGCGCUGGUGCCGAUCGUCUCCAAACUGGUAUGCGUGGUGCUUUCGGUAAGCCCAACGGUUCCGUCGCCCGUGUGAACAUCGGCCAGAUCCUCUUGUCUGUCCGCACCCGUGACGCCAACCGCGCCCUCGCCGUCGAGGCCCUCCGUCGCUCCAUGUACAAGUUCCCUGGUCGCCAAAAGAUCAUCGUCUCCAAGAACUGGGGUUUCACUCCCUUGCGCCGUGAGGAAUACGUCCGUCUCCGCCAGGAGGGUCGUGUCAAGAUCGAUGGUGCUUACGUUCAAUUCCUCCGUCACCACGGUGCUGUUGAGCAGAACAUUAAGCGUUUCCCUGAGGCUUAUGAGAAUGUUUCCCAGGCUUAG